This is a messenger RNA of Ectocarpus siliculosus, 1001 nucleotides long. The record is from the annotation of a GenBank genome assembly. Lineage: Eukaryota; Phaeophyceae; Ectocarpales; Ectocarpaceae.
UGCCGUGGCAGCAGGUGCAAGUAGUUACCUGUUACUCUCGGCUUGCCUCACCAUCUCGUGGGUCACCCAAUCGUUGUGCGUGGACGAUGUCGGUGCAGCUGCUCGGAAAGCGGGAGCUAAAGAGACUUUCUUCUGUGGCGAACGAUGGCGCUGGCGCGGGGUACUCAGGCUUUGCCAAAGGGAUGAUGGCAAAAAUGGGCUGGGCCGAGGGCCAGGGGCUGGGUAAGGAAGAGCAGGGCAGGUCUACGUACGUCCAGGUGAAGAAGAAGGACGACAACUCUGGCUUGGGCAAGGAAAAGGCGCAACAGAACAAAGUCAAUGACCAGUGGUACUUCAACGCCUUUGACUCCGCUUUGGCGAACAUGGGAGGCAAGAAGAAGAAGAAAAAGGACAAGAAGAGGAGAGACAAGACGGCUGAUGGUGAGGGCAAGCCGGAAGCGGCAGCAGAGGCCACGACCAUGUACGAUAAGAUGUUCAAGGCAACAGGCGGGGCGCGCAUGGGAAUGCGAGCAAGGGCCUCUCAGAACGGCAAGCUCUCGCGCACCGAGGGCGGCCAAGAUGGCACUGGUGGUGGGACGCCUUCGACCGCGCCCAACGGCUCUAUCAACGGCGCAAUAGGCGGGGAGGGGCAAGGGUCUUCAAGCCACAAGCGAAAACGAUCAACCGGUACCGAGGAGGUGAAGACAGAGGAGUCACCGAAGGUGGUUGUGAAGCGAGAGAAGACGACAACAACGGGCCAGGAGACAACGGCAGUAGCGGUCAAGGGGGGCGGUGAAGCGAAAAAGGCUGACAGCAGCACGAAGGCCGAACGGAAACGUGAGAGGUCGGAGGCCAAGAAGGCCAAGCGAGCAGCCAAGACGGCGCAGAAGGAGGAAGCGAAGGAAGCGAGAGUACCAGUCGCGGUGAAGAAGGAGGAAAACGGCGAGGAAGAGGGGGCAUCAGGGAAGGAGAAGGAGAAGCCCCGCAAGAAAAAGCAGAAGCGAGCUAAGAAGGGCGCAUAG